CCACUCUACUUUUCUUCUGAUUCAAUUCAAUCAAUACGUUUUAUCAGAAUUUUAUUUACCAUAUUUAUUACAACGGGAAUAAAUAAGAUUUACAACUACUACGUAAACAUUCAUUGUGAUCAAUGUUAGUUAGAACUCAAAUAUUAAACCAUCUCCUGUAUAACAUUACCGAAUUAUUACGAAAAACGUGAUAUUUAUUAAAAAUGAAUUAUGAGACAAACAGACUCAAUACGUUCACAAACUGGCCUGCUUUGGCUCCAGUGGAUCCCAUCAGAAUAGCGAAGGCUGGUUUUUUCUACACUGGCCAAGGAAUGGAAGUGCAAUGUUUUAGUUGUGGUGGUAAAAUUUCCGAGUGGAAUUACGGAGAUCAAGUUAUGUGGCGACAUCGUAGGAUGGAGCCAAAUUGUACGUUUGUUGUGAAUUCACAACUAUCGGGUAAUGUACCGAUGGUAUUAGGCCCUGAAUGUCCUUCGACGGAUGAGCUAGCCAGGUCUUGGUCGACUACAGAUGAUCAAAGUGAUUUAGUUGAAUCUACUGGAGACUAUGGUGUUACUGAAGAAGAUGAAAUGUAUAGGAGCGAAGCUUUGCGACUUCUUUCAUUUAGUCAUUGGGAGGAUGAUUCUGUAUCUCGUGAAGCUCUCGUAAGUGCUGGUUUCUAUCACAUAGGCGGUGGACGUCUACGAUGCGCUUGGUGUGGGGGAGAGUUAGCUCCGUUCAGACGAUUCGGAUCAUUGGGUCGGCCACUUGAAGUCCAUAGAAUGUACUUCCCCCGAUGCGCCCACGCUGCUGCACUUGAAUCGGCACAACAGCCCUUUACUUUACCGACAGUUAUGUCGUCACCGUCAGACACGCCCCCAAUACAGUCACCACCAGAGACAGGCAAUGAUUCACAAUCACAGUCUGCGGGAGCUGCCCACAACGAGCGACUCCUGAACAUGGGCGGUACUUGGCGUACGUUAGGUGUAGUCAGCGGCGGAGCUAGAUACCCUCAAUACGCGUCACUGGCGUCACGACUGGCGACCUUCGACUCUUGGCCAACCGACAAGCAGCAAACGCCUAAAGAUCUAUCAGAAGCAGGAUUCUUUCACACCGGAACUGAUGAUCAGGUUCGCUGUUUCUACUGUGACGGUGGGCUCGGCAAGUGGGAGGCUGGCGACGCGCCGUGGACGGAGCACGCGCGCUGGUUCCCGCACUGCGGGUACGUGCUGCUCCUCAAGGGAAACGAAUUCGUCGAUGAGUGCCGAAACGACAAUAAUCGGAGAAAUAAUUCACGAGAAACUGGUGUUAGUUCGAGACGAAGAAAUCCGGGCGUCAACUACCCGGUGACCGAGAUUGAAGUCGAGGAGUGCAUGGAGAGUCCAAUAACGUUGGCGGCGCUGGGGGCGGGGCUCGACGUCGCGAGGGUGCGCCGAGCUAUCCUGCAACGAUUGAGAUCAACAGGUACACCGUUCCAGACUUCAGAGGCACUGAUUGAUUCCGUACUAGACGCGCAACUAAACGAGGAAGCUUGGAGUACUAAUUCGCAGUCCCAAAGCCUUUCGAGGCAUUUGGCUGAAACGCUCAGAGGAAUGGAUUCAAUACCAGGUAUAGCACCGCAGACGUGGGACAACAACCCGGAUAGAGGCAGAUCGCAAAGAGACGGUGUAUCUCCGUCGCUUACUGAAAUCGAAUCGAGGCGGUCGACCAGCCAACCGCGAACAUUGCCACCGCGCAGGAACGUAUCUGUUAUCGAUGACGACAGAACUGAGCCUUUGCAUAAAGAGGAAAGCUUAACGUUGGAAGAAGAGAAUAGGCAGCUCAGAGAGGCAAGGCUGUGCAAAGUUUGUAUGGAUAACGAGGUGAGCGUGGUGUUCCUGCCGUGCGGGCACCUGGUGUCGUGCGCGGGGUGCGGCGCGGCGCUGAGCGCGUGCCCGCUGUGCCGCGGCGCCGUGCGCGCGCUCGUGCGGGCCUACCUCGCCUGACACGGUCAAACCAUCACGCUACCAGUGGACCGGCAUCGCAACUAGUGACUGUAACAGUGAAACGUAUUGUUUCUUUUUACGUGAUUUAAGUGAAAAUUAAUUAUAAAUUAUUUAUCAUGUGAGUAUAAUUUGUUCUGUCUUUAUAUGUUGCUACUAUAACAAUACGAAUGAAAGGAAAAAAAAUGUAAAUCGGGAAAGUAAUCUUUUGAAAUUCACCAUUUAAUUAUUAAUUGACGCUGGAAACGGAAUAAUGAUGAUAAAAGGUAAAGCCUUCUUUAAAAUAAUUUUAAUAGUCUCAAGUGAAUGAAAAAACAUUAGAUUGUUUAUGAAAUUUUACUCUUUGUCCGUUACGUGACAGAAUCCCUCGAACGCCUACGCGUUGAUUAAAAUCGAACAAUUAAUAAAAUUUAUUAAAGAGAUUUCGUCUCAUUUAUUUUAAUGCUUAAUAAAUUUAUGAUUGUGCAUUUACUGCAUGAUAUAAUUAUUUCUAAUCAUUGGAUACGAAUUAGAGCGAUGAACCGUAUAUUAUAAAUGUUUGAAUUAGUGAUGAAAAAAAAAUUUACGAAGAAUUAGAUGAUCGUGGCACAACCCUUAUAACUAGCGUUGCCAGAUUUUUUUUAGCCCAUAAUGGGCCAAUGCUUAAAUAGGCAAAAAACUACGGGAUAUUAGUUUUUUACCCGGGUAAAAAAAAACUAAAUUAUAUAGUGACAUUUUUUUUUUAUUAUAUUUCUCCGAGGAGCAAGUCAGUUUUAGCAUAUUUUUAUCGGUUUUAACAUAUUUAUAAAAAUCAAUACAAUUAUAACCAUACGGUUCAAAUACAGGACAGAGUCAGUCGCGCCGGGACAUUUUGAAUUAAGCCUAAAAUACGGGACGUCUAGGGAAAUGUGGGACGUCUGGCAACCCUACUUAUAACCCAAGUACACUUUCUGUAGAAUUAACAUAAGUCUGUUUAUUUUUUAGAAAAAUAGAUAAGUAGAGAAAAUCACUGUCAACAUAAUAUCUCUGUAUGUAUCUGUGUAUAUUUCAAUGCAAAGAAUCAAAUCUAAAAAUCCGUUCUAAUAAGAAUUUUAACUACGCAUGCAACUAUAUAGUAUGUAUUAUUUACGUAAUAAUUAAUUGAGUUUACUUAAAGUAAAUCAUUUAAAUUUUGGUGUUGUUUAAAUCUUAUCAUUUAAUUUGGAAAACUAAUUGUAUAUUAAAGAAAUACGUAAACAAAUAUAUUUAGUGAGUAUAUUCAAACAUUAUUGAAAUAGGAAAUUAUCUAUUUAACGUUUGAAAUUAAAAGUUACGAACAUUAGAGAAUAGAAAAGAAAAAAUGUUUUGAAUAUUAAAUAUUUGUAGACAUUUCGCUUAGCAUUCAAUUUUACUCGUCUAGUACUAGAAUUCAAACUGUGGGCUGAGUAGUACUUACAAACUCUAGUCUCAACGUCACAUGUUAUAGAUAAUUUAUUAUGGAAUUAAAGAUAAAUCGUUAGUUCCACGUCGAGACAUUGACAUUCACUCAGACAGAGAGCAGUCUGACAAUUGAAGACAUGAGUGGAUGACGGGGAUAUGAUACAAAUUGUUAAUUUUGAGAGAACGGGUAACAAACUUUUGUUACUUGUACUUUUUCUUCGUACAU
Bombyx mandarina (wild silkworm) is the source of this 3582-nucleotide messenger RNA. RefSeq names its product Death-associated inhibitor of apoptosis 2 (gene Diap2). Gene Ontology annotation, biological process: positive regulation of protein ubiquitination; regulation of cell cycle; negative regulation of apoptotic process. NCBI's taxonomy places the organism in Eukaryota, Metazoa, Arthropoda, Insecta, Lepidoptera, Bombycidae. The record is from RefSeq and is a predicted model, not a curated record. Gene Ontology annotation, cellular component: cytoplasm; nucleus. Gene Ontology annotation, molecular function: ubiquitin protein ligase activity; cysteine-type endopeptidase inhibitor activity involved in apoptotic process.